AUGCGAGGGUCGCCGGCCGGCACGGUGCGAUGGCUGCUCCUCAGCGACCUCUACUUCAAGCACUAUGACCUGGACCGGGUGCGGCAGACGGCGCGGUGGAUCGUCGCCCAGGCGGAGCGGCACCAGGUCGGGCGGGUCGUGGUGUGCGGCGACCUGCUGACAAGCCGCACAAUACAGCCGACGGACGUGCUAUCUGCGUAUUACCGCUUCGUCGGCUGCCUUAGCGAC
Molecule: messenger RNA, 228 nt
Organism: Ilyonectria robusta
Lineage: Eukaryota; Fungi; Ascomycota; Sordariomycetes; Hypocreales; Nectriaceae
Exons: 1
Source: RefSeq, a predicted model, not a curated record